Messenger RNA from Dentiscutata erythropus, 409 nucleotides. Lineage: Eukaryota; Fungi; Glomeromycota; Glomeromycetes; Diversisporales; Gigasporaceae. The record is from the annotation of a GenBank genome assembly.
AUGACUGCUGCCGUUAUUUAUCAAGGAUUGGAAGAUAAUCCAUGGAUUAGCAAGAAUGAAUUGAGAAGUAUUGUGCGCAGAGCGGUAGACACAGUAAAAAAUUUAACUAGUGAUUUCGAACGUAGAAGAAGAAUUAAUCAAAUUAUGCCUCAGCCCGCCAACAGGAAUUUUCCUCGACAGCGUGGAGGGUGUUUAUAUUGUAGACCAUAUUCGUUUCUAUGUAGAAGACAUACACUCACAAAGUCCCAUUCGUGUAGACAGGCCUUCGAUAUUUCAUUUGAUUCUAUUAUAAACUUGCUGGAAGUUGGAGUAAUAAAAACGAAUAAAGAUAAGCCUCUUACUUCGCAACAGGUUAGCAAUAAUAUAAAUAAAUUAAGAGGAAAGCUUUCGGCAAAGAACAAAAUUUCUG